Aureobasidium pullulans EXF-150 is the source of this 1947-nucleotide messenger RNA. RefSeq names its product Bromodomain-domain-containing protein. NCBI's taxonomy places the organism in Eukaryota, Fungi, Ascomycota, Dothideomycetes, Dothideales, Saccotheciaceae. The record is from RefSeq and is a predicted model, not a curated record. Gene Ontology annotation, biological process: regulation of DNA-templated transcription; chromatin remodeling. The coding region runs from base 1 to 1947 and encodes 648 amino acids. Gene Ontology annotation, cellular component: nucleus; chromatin. The transcript has a single exon.
AUGUCAGAUGCCCCCUCGGCUGGAACUGUGCGCGCGCGCGAAGAAGACGAUGCGACUGGUGAGCCUUCCGCAAAGCGUACAAAGACUGGAGACGAUCUCGAUGGAGAAGCUCAGGUUGAAUUCAAGACCCCGUCAAUCGCACCUCAAUCUGCACCAGUUCCUACCCCCGGUAACACCAAUGGUAUUGCUGUCAGUGUUGUACGCCCACACCACACGCCCAAGAUCAGCUCUGGUCCUAUCACCAAGAACCAAAAGGCUUUCUUGAUCGAGAAGAUGAAAAACACAAAGAAAGUCAAGUCAGCCUUCUGGUUCACCAAGCCCGUCGACUAUGUUGCACUGAACAUUCCUCACUACCCCACCGUCGUCAAACAGCCUAUGGAUCUUACCACAAUCGAGCACAAAUUGAAGAGCGAUCAAUACUCCUCAGUAGACGAUCUGGUUUCUGAUUUCGAGCUCAUGGUCACCAACUGUUUCACCUUCAAUGGCAUCAACCACGCUGCUUCUAUAUCGGCACAGAACCUCCGAGCCUAUUUCAUGAAGCAGAUGCAAAUGUGCCCUACCGGAGAAGCCGCUAUGCCGAAGUCCAAGCCUGUCGCAAAAAAGGCAUCGCCUAAGCCCGCUGCUAUCCCACGCCCUGAGCCAGCAAAGCCUGCUGCACCUGCCAAGUCUCCCGCCAACGAAACAUUCGCUUUGCUACCUGAUGGUACCCCUAUGAUCCGCAGGGAUUCGACCGCUGGCAGACCCAAGCGUGCAGUCAUUCCUCCCGCUCCACGCGAUCUUCCCUACUCGACAUCAAAGCCGAAGAGAAAGGAAGCUCAGACCGGCCUGAAAUUCUGCGAGCACAUCCUGGAGGAAUUCCGCAAGUCAAAGUGGGACCGCUUUGCUGCACCUUUCCGCAUUCCCGUCGACCCCGUCGCCCUCAACAUCCCCAACUACUUCAGCGUCAUCAAGGAACCCAUGGACAUCUCUACAAUUACUCAGAGACUCAAGGGAGGACAGUAUGCCACCGCAGCCGAGUUUAAGCAUGAUUUCGACCUGAUGUUCCAGAACUGCUUCAAAUUCAAUCCUUCUGACAACAUUGUCCACCAGAUGGGCAAAGACUUCCAAACCGAGUUCGAGAGAGAAUGGACCAAGAAGGAUAGCUGGAUCAAGAGACACACACCUCAGUCCCAACGCGCUAGUCCUGUGUCGGACGUAUCCGAUGGUGAUGACUCCGAUGAUGCCCACGAUGAAGAUGACGAGCAUGAUAGCAACGAGGCUACAAUCUCCCUUCUCAGGGAGCAGCUGGCCGCUAUGCAGAAUAUGGUCGCAUCAAUUUCUGGCAACAAGCGUGCAUCCCCCAAGGCCUCUGGUAGCAAGAAAAAGAGCAAGAGUGGCAGCGGUGUCAUGAGCAAGCCCAGCAAGAAGUCCGGCGGUGUAUCCAACACUUCUCGUCCCACCAUCAAGUCAACUUCGAAGCCUAAGAAGCAACGUCUUGUCACCUAUGAUGAGAAGCAGGAAAUCAGCAGUGCCACGGAACAUAUGAGUGCCGAGCAGGUUGAGAGACUUACCAGCAUCAUCACGGAAAACGUUGCUAAGUACAAGGACAUGGCCGGUGACGAUGUCGAGCUGGAGAUUGACGAUCUGCCCAACGAAGUGCAGCAUAAGCUGCUUCGCUACGUGCGCAGCAUCUUCCCCAAGGCCGAGCCGGUCGAGAUGGAUGCCAACGCUAUCGACGAUGACUACGAACCCGAGAAGCCAUCAGCCCGUUCUGGAGGAGCUGCAAAGAAGAAGCACAAGCCCAUGAAGAAGCACGAGCAGGAGGAUCGCAUCAGACAACUCAAGGAGCAGAUGGCUGCUAUGGGCGAUAAGGCCGACGCACUCGAUGGCGGUGGUGCAGCUCCUUCAGCUGCGCGCCGUACUGACAGCAGCGACGAUGACGACAGUGAGAGCAGUGAGGAGGAAUAA